AUGCGCAUCGAACGGCUUUUGGUCUCCGUCAUCACUGUGCAGUUCGAGGCGUCAUCAGAGCUACAUGCUUUACAUCACGGAGAUUCGUUCUACAUUCGUGCUGUUGACGGUCUCCCUCCAUCGUUCAAAAGUCUGGUCCAGUAUCGUAAAUUGCUCUCCGGAGGCAGUGACAUCCUGGCGCGUUCGGGGAUUACGCCUCGCCAAAGCUCCCACUCUAGAUUUUACUUGAUGCCACGUUUCGUCCGAAGCCGCCUUCUGUUGGCGCUCGACCGUCCCUCCGUGGCAGGGGUGGACACGUUAUGUGCUCGUCGGAACAUGGUCCGGUACUACCAUCCAAUAAUUCGGUGGACCUGUGCACCGAAUUGCAAAUUGUCAAAUGUCUUCGCGUUCGCAUAUGCUCGCCCUGCAGAAUAUUCGUAUUCUUCGGUAUUACUAUUGGGUCUCGAACUCGCACACACCUCAUCUACCAUACGCUUAGAUCCGUUCAUACUCGGAAAGCUGACGAACACCAUCGAUGUCCACCUCCUUCUAUCCCCGCUGCUCAAGGGCUAA
Messenger RNA from Cyclocybe aegerita, 552 nucleotides. The record is from the annotation of a GenBank genome assembly. Lineage: Eukaryota; Fungi; Basidiomycota; Agaricomycetes; Agaricales; Hemipholiotaceae.